Xyrichtys novacula (pearly razorfish) is the source of this 6816-nucleotide messenger RNA. The record is from the annotation of a GenBank genome assembly. NCBI's taxonomy places the organism in Eukaryota, Metazoa, Chordata, Actinopteri, Labriformes, Labridae.
GUGAUUGCGUAUGUCCACUGACUGUGCUACUGCGACCAAAACGGGGGUAAGUUUGACCGCUGUCUUCUUUCCAAUUCUACACAAAUAUUAUCAUUUUCGUUUUCAUUAAAGCUACGCACCUUUUUAAUGCACUCGAAACGUUUCCUGUUAGCGGAGUUGUAUGAGUUUUAAAGACGUUCCAGGGCCAGAAAAUACUCCCCAAAACUCGGCUCCUUUGAGUCUGCGGUGGCUCACCAUUGCCUUUAGUUUAAAUACCGUUUCUCAAUACGUAAUUUUGUACAUUUAAAAAAAAAAAGAGUUUUAUUAUAUGAUAUUCAAAAAGUUGAUAUACAUACUAAAGCGUAGUUUAGCUGUUGACUGACGUUUUUAUAAUUGAAACGACUCUAUGUUGAGCGCGCGAGGUCUGGUUGUCAUGGUAACCAGUUCACACAGGCUGAGGGUGCAGUUUGGCAGUCAGUUGGAAGUGUGUCUUUUUUUUUUUUUUUUUUUGAAAUUUUUAAAAUAAUAUUCCCUUAAAAUACAAGAACAAUACGAGCCACUAAUUAUAGAUAUGUUUUCUAUUAAUCACUUGAAUUAAUUUGUCAAUUAAUGUUGUUUACAGAUAUCUAAUAAAUAAUGGCCAAUGUGUGAUGUUGAGCCAUCAUAAUGUGCAAUACAAAAGCAUAUUCGAAGAUGCUGAAAUACCUUGUUGUCUCUACCACUCACUUACUAUUAAUUUGGCUUCAGUCAUUAGAUUUUUUUUAAAGAAAAUUCAGUACUAAACACAACUUAAGAAUGUGAAACUAUCUUAAGUCUAAUAUAACGUCAGUGCUUUAGCGGCCUAUAAAUAAAAAUGUUUGACUUUUGUGGACAUUCUAAAACCACACAAGAAUACAUCGGUGGCAGCAGCUCAGGAGGGCGGUUUGGUUCCCCCCUCCCUAGCCUGCCUGUUGUGUCCUUGGGAAAGACACUUAACCCACCUUGCUCCCAGUGUGUAUCCUCCACUGGUGUAUGAUUGCGAGUGUGUUGUGUGGAGGUGGUCGGAGAGGCUGUAGGCGCAAACUGGCAGCCACGUUUCCAUCAGUCUGCCCCAGGGCAGCUGUGACUACUAUGCUAGUUUACCACCACCAGUGUACGAGUGUGUGAGUGAAUGAAUGAUGUAUCCAAUGUAAAGCGCUUUGAGGGUCUCUGAUAAAGUACUAUAUGAAAUCUGAUGCAUUUAUUUUAUUUAAUCUACACUGUUAGUGUAGUAAUUGAUAAAUUGACCCUAUUCUAGACAGUCAACUCAUAAACAUUGUUUUGUCAAAUUCUAAUGAAAUAAUAUCGGCUUAAGCUUCUUUGACGAUUUUUUAGCUAUCUAUGGAACAAACUGAAAUCGAUGUUGAUGCCUCUCUAUGAGCUACGAAAACAAACGAGACCACCUGCAUAAAAACUGACUAUUUCUACACUGUAAUUCAUAAUAAUUCCUGAAAAGUCUGCCAUGUGGAAGGAAUCAGAUAAGGCAAGUCACAUCACACAGAGGGAGGUGCUUUUUUUUAUAGAUUUUUUACAGCAAAUUAUCCCAACAAGGGACACAGAAACCUUGAGGUAGCACAAUGCUAGAUUGUAAAUCAUGGUGCUAUACAUAAGCUUAAUCGUGGUAUUUAUUUUAUUGACCUUGAUUCUCUUUUAUCAUACUCUCUUACUUUAUCAGUGUCAGAUAAAUAUGUCAGCUCUGGAGACCUUGUUGGAAGAUGGGCUCACAUCAGAGUUGAUGCUCCAACAGCAGCUGAAGACCCUGACAGAGGCUCUCAGAAAGCAGCUGCUGGAGGCACAGAAGAAACAGACAGAGGAGCUGGAGAGGAGGAUCCACCAAAAUGCUCUGCUGUCUAAAGAUGUUGUAAAAGAGGCUGGUGAUAGUAGAGAAAUGAAUCAUCACACCAAGUUGGUCUCUUGAGUUUCUUUUAUUUAUUUAUUUAUUUUAAUAAUCACAAGCUACCUGUUUUCUUAAAAUUUUCUGUUUUUUUUCCAGUAAUGAUGGAUCGAGGGGAUCAACACUCCAGCACCAAAAUACUUUACAUCAUCCCAAACAGUCAGGGAGGCUUAACUCAUCUUCUACAGCCUUAGUAUUUUCAAAAAACUGGAAAAAUGAUUCAAUCAGGACUUCCACUCCAACUCCUACAUGGCUAAGAAAAGAGAGGGAGGCUGAAGUUGAGUGUCAGAAGAAAUUCUGUGCUCACCCAGUCCCUAGCCAUGUCACUCAGCCUCUAUAUCAGGAGAUGGUGAAGCUGAGGGAAAAGGAGAGGAAGCAGGUUCAUGAGGAGAGGAAGGACUUCUUGCUUUCCAUUCAAAAACCUUUCAGCUUCCAGGAGAGGGACAAGGAGAAAAGGGAGAAACUGAUAGAGAUGCUAAGCCAGGUCUCACAGGAUCAGCAAAACAAGUUAGCUACUGUGAGGAAACCUCCAAACAAAGAGGCUCAAAAAUUGUUAGAUCCUGAACUUAAAGGUGGGUCUCCUUUGCUUGAAAUGAUGCCAGCUGUUUGGUACAAAAGUUAAAACUCCUUUUGCACUAAAAAACAAAUAUUCUGCCUACUUAAAACAAUACAUAGCUUAUUGGUAUCAAUCUGUCCUAGCCUGUGACCUUUUAAAGCCCAACAAACAUUUGUUUUUUUUAUAUGUCAAACUAAAUCACAGUGAAAUCACAGUCUAUGUAUAGACCAGGUCUAGACAGUAAUCUAGGCUACAGCAAUAAAAAUGUCCUUAACAGGCAGAAUCCGCAAGCAUUAGACUAAUAACAGAAGCAUGACUGAUGGUUGUGCUAUGUAGCUGGGUUAAACUUGAUUAAUUAAAACAAAAACAAUGAAAACAAAGGAAGUAAAGCAAGUCGAGGUCAGGGCAAUUUCUAACAACACUCAACAGGAACUCGAAGAGAGGACAACAAGACUCAAAGGUCUACAUUCUGCUUUUACAGGAUAUGAACAUAAACAAUCUAAGGCAGACAGAAGUAGGGAAGGAGAAGAGAGAAGCAGGUAUCAUGAUCCCCAGCAGUUUAAAAAGCCUGUAACAGAACAAGGAGAAGCUAGUCUGAGGCAAGCCCAGGCCAGUCCCCGAGAAAUCAAAAAGGAACAUUUCCAGUCUAACAGAAAAUAAGGGGUGGUGGUAGUCCUGACUCAGAGGGUCAGAUGAGAGCCUUAUUGGUAAAGUAAAAGAUCCACCUCCCAUACUAGAGACUUGAGGUACCACCAAUAGGCAGUCAAAACACAUUUGUCACUACUUACAACUACUUAUAAUGACACAGGAUUUUGUGGACCUUAUUUAAAGGUUCAUGCUUUUAAGUUUCGCUGACAUAUUUAAAGAAUUCAAGAUAUAUUUUCUGUAUAUGGCUGAUAGGCAAAAAAAAAAAAAACCAGCAAAUAUUAUUUUCCAAAUAAACAGUUUAUGUGGUGUCAAAAGAAGAAAUGUUUUACUUAUUUUUUUAAAUUUUUAAUCAUGACCAGAAUAGAUCAAAAUUGGCUUCUCAGAAUUUAUAAACAGACAUAAACAAGGCUUUAUUUGAGUUACAAAAGGAUACGUGUAUUUAAAAAAAUAGAGGAAAACCUAUUGAAUGUUGAUAUUGGAUGCAUGUAUGCUAUAGCGGGAUGUGGGAUGACCUCACUCUUUUUCUACUUCACUAUUUUUCUGUCCAGAUCAGGAUCUUAGCACACAAAUCACCACUCUAACAACAGUCCCUCAAAAGAAUCUUGCUGUGUCUGGCAGCCCCAAGCUUCGCACUGCCGACCGCACCAGAAAAGAAAAGUUGGGAUUCCUGGAUGAGAAGCCCAGCUUCCAUCCCAAAAUCAAACAUCAGGUCCCAGAUUUCAGCAGGCUGCACAGAGCUUUGCAGACAGAGGGGCUGAGACGAACUCCGAGUAAAGAUGGGAUAAAAUGUCAGCCUUUUUUUCUGAGGACAUCAGCACUUCCUAUGAGGCAAAGUAGGAUGAGUCCUGAAACCACACAGGUAAUUUAUUUUUAUUAGCCCAGAUAAAUUGUUUUGUUGCAUUUAAAUUCCGAGGGAAUAGUUAUUUGUUCAUAGCAGAUUUGUUGGUGUUUGUUGAAACAUGAAAGUCAUUUAAUGUUUUUAUUAUAUUUUGUGCAUUUGAUUGAUCUGAUUAAAGCCUUAGAGCUGUUGUGGUCAUCCCCUUUUAUGAUGAUAAUUAAGCUAAGCAGUCAUUGUUCAAUUACAAGUAUAUUUUUGAGAAACAUAACGUAAAAAAUGCAAAUAACAAGCCUACAAAGAGCCUUUGCAGGAUUUAAGUAAGAAGAUAUCCAGGGCUACGGGCACCACAUGGCCUCAUGUUACAAUUUUAUUUAACUGCUCUAUUUGAUGGAUGGUUGCAGGGACACAUCCACCUACCACUUUAACAAGUCAGAGAACCAAUGUCUGUCUUUGAAGGCUUCCAGAUGAAAAACAUUGUGGAUUAUCUAAGUCUUUGCUGUUUGAAAAGGCUGCUAUCACUUUGUUUGAACAACUUUGACACUUAAGUUUUUGUAGACCACAUACGGUAAAUUUCUUUGAUGGAUUUUAGUGGUCCCUUUAUGGUUAGAAGUGCUUCAUAUAAAAGUGAUGAAGGGCUUUGACCUGGUCGAAUAUAGCUCUCUAUUUUAUGCCUUUGUGCAUAAUUUCUUGGGUUAUAAAGAUUUAGUGAAUGGUUAAAGUUUUCCCUUGUCACAUGUGUUAUUUUUGAGGCUGUUUAAAUCACUCCCCUCAGUUGUGGAGCUGCAAAUCUAUUUAAAAUCAGACCAGUAAGCCCUCUUCACAGAGGAAAUGUUCCCCUCCCUUUAAAGUUGUAUUUCAAACUUUCCCCACCUCAUAAUUUAUCAAAUUUAACCCAGACGCAUAGAACAACCAUGUAGCAUCUGAUCACUUUUUUGGUUGUCUGUUCCCAAGGGGAAAACAUUUGUUUAUGAGAUUCAUUGCAUAUUAUUUUCUGCUCACUGCAGGGUUUUGUUCUAAGUGAGCUCUCAUCAUCUAUCCUUCACAGAUACCAAGAACAAGUAACCUCAAUAGAAGCAAAUCAGUGGGAGCAUUAACAUCACUAUCCACAGACACACUCCCCACAUACAUCACAGAUGCUGCCAGAAAGCGUUGUGCGGCUAUCAGGUGACUUUUUGGUGUACCUUUAGACAAUAGAAUCCUCCUACAUGAAUAUGUACAACAACCAGCCAUGACACCUGGCAAUCUAAUAGGGCCCAAAACAACCGCUCUAACACAAAUUCUACUUUUAUGAGGCUUCUAUACAUUCAGUUUUGUCGAAACGGUCAAAUAGGGGAUUAUUGUUCAUUGGAGAAGAUGACAUAUUCCUGCCCAGGCUUCCUGAAAGUAGAAUUCCUGGUCUUGGAUCCAUCAGAUUGCCCAGGUGUUCAUCAUAUUAUGGCUGUCAGUGUACCCUGAAGCUUACAAAGUUAAAUUCUCCUAAAUGCAUUUUUUUAAAACCUCUACAGAAAGUCAGUAGAGAUGAGAGAGAAGAAGAAUCAGGAGAGUGCAGACUGGUUGAAAAAGUACCAAACAAAGUCCCAUGCCAUGAAAAUGGCAGUCACUCUUCAUGCAAAGCUGCUGGACCCCCACAGCAGCCUGAAAGAAGUGUGUGAUGAAAAACUGCAGCGGCAUUGGUGAGUGCUGGUCAAGUAAGGCCACUUGUUUUUCCAUUUUUGUGACCUUUGCAAUUCCCAUCACAACAACCACAACAGCUCCAACUGUAAUCGUCUCAUACAUGAAGGCUGGCUGACCAACAAAGGAUGAGAGAGUACACGAGGGAGUUACGGGACAUGAAGGCACGCGUUAGUGAACGCCCUUAUUUGUUUGAACAGGUGACCCAGGUAAGCUGAGCUGUAAAAUGAGCACUUCAUCAUCUUGGUUCUAAUGACAUGCCUGGACAGUGUAACUUUGGGUUUUUCCUUACAGAAAAGUGCAAAAGCACAUGCAGAGCAGACGUACAGGAACAAGCUGGAGAGAGCUGGACUAAAGGAGCAGUUUGUUCAAGAAAAAGGAGAGACGACCUCUAGAUCUGAAACAGAAGAAACAGACGACGUUCAAAGCAGGUAUGCAGGAUGGGAAAUUCAAGCAAAUUUGUUUUACAUCCACCAUGUAAUACCACUGUGUCCGGUAAAAAUAUGAAUAGCACUGGUACUUCAGAGCCAAGGACUUCAUGUGGUUAAGUCGUAUUACAUUACAUAAUUCUCUGAGCUUGUCCUGCUAGUCUUCAGUGAAGAAAAGACAAAUACUGCAGCCAAGCAAAAGUUUGACAUAAUUACAAUAUAGCCAUUUUCUAACCCAACAUGUCUGAUUUAGGGAUGAAAAUGUAGACGACGGAGAGAAAAUUGAAGAUGUGGAUGAGAAGAGCGUGAAGUCCAAAGAAGAAAUGCCAUGAUCAAAAAGGGUUUAGGCGGCACAGAGUUUUUUGUGGCCUCCCCGCUAGAAAACAACACUGUCCUCAAAAAUGAUUCAUGUCACGGCUGACUGUCCGCAGCAAGCGUUUGGUAGUUUAAGACUUCCAGCUAUAAAUUAUCAUAUUAUAAAACAUUCUGGACUUUACAAUCACAAUUUUUUGGCAGUGCAGCCUAAGGAAAAAAAGUUUAUAGAACCAUAUAUGUUAAGGAGUAGGAAAUAUUUUAUAUGCUUCAAGUUUUUUAGAUACAUGUAUGUACUCAACCUAUACAUAUAUUUAUAUGGGAUCUGGGUAAGGUUUUGAGCAGAAUACUUUUAAAAUAAAAAAAAAUCUACUUUUGGUUUCACAGCCACAGUUUUUCUCAAGAAUACAAACUCUGUAAUUUUGGGAAUUAUGAUACUUGGUUACCAGAAUAAACAGCUACAACAACAGAA